AUGCCCAUGAACAAGUUCACGACCUUCUUCCUUGUUUCCCUGCUUUCGAUCUUCGCUGUUGUCACUGCGUUCCCCGUUCAUGUGGCGCGUGACGUCUUUGUACCCCCUAUCACCUCGCCCAAUGCGAGCACGGUAUGGUACGCGGGCGAGAAGUACAACGUCACUUGGGAAACCGCGGGUGCCCCCGUUAACAUCACCAACAAGUACGGCCGCAUUGUACUUGCGACGAAUGGCCUCCAGGACUACGAGAACCCAAUUGCUGCCAACUUCUCUAUCCUCCUCGGUAGUUAUGAGGUGACCGCACCCAACGUCACCACGGGGAAUGAGUAUGCCAUUGUCCUAUUCGGCGACUCCGGCAAUUACAGUCCCCAGUUCACCAUCAUCAAUGACGAGGCUUAA
Postia placenta MAD-698-R-SB12 is the source of this 399-nucleotide messenger RNA. RefSeq lists its product as hypothetical. Bases 1 to 399 code for a protein of 132 amino acids. NCBI's taxonomy places the organism in Eukaryota, Fungi, Basidiomycota, Agaricomycetes, Polyporales, Adustoporiaceae. The record is from RefSeq and is a predicted model, not a curated record. The transcript has 4 exons.